Linderina pennispora is the source of this 419-nucleotide messenger RNA. RefSeq lists its product as uncharacterized. NCBI's taxonomy places the organism in Eukaryota, Fungi, Kickxellomycota, Kickxellomycetes, Kickxellales, Kickxellaceae. The transcript has a single exon. The coding region runs from base 16 to 378 and encodes 120 amino acids. The record is from RefSeq and is a predicted model, not a curated record.
CUCUCCUGACUUGAAAUGAAACUCUCCUUUGCCACUACCUUCCUCGCCGCCGCCACUGUGCUUGCUGCUCCGUCCCCAAACGACUACGACAAGCGAGCUGUGGUUGUCAAUAUUGCUAGUCUUCAGCAGGCUGCCAAUAAUUACCAAACCUAUGUGAACCAGCUCAACAACAUCCUAUCCCAGAUGCAAGACACACAAAACAACAUUCUGAGCAGUUUUCAAGGCAGCGCACGGGCCUCUCUGAACAGUGCUCAAUCGGAUGCCACUAACAAGAUCCACGGGGCUAUCGGGGAUAUCUCGAAGAUCGUGUCCGGAAUCAACGGUGCCAUAUCCUCGUACCAGGGUGCUGAUGGCCACGCUGCUGGUCAAUGGAACUAAAGGGCAAUCCGUUGAUUCGAAGGAGUAGUUUUCAGUUUAUG